Messenger RNA from Contarinia nasturtii (swede midge), 2053 nucleotides. RefSeq lists its product as uncharacterized. The coding region runs from base 35 to 1891 and encodes 618 amino acids. The transcript has 12 exons. The record is from RefSeq and is a predicted model, not a curated record. NCBI's taxonomy places the organism in Eukaryota, Metazoa, Arthropoda, Insecta, Diptera, Cecidomyiidae.
CUGUAUCUUGAUUGUUUUUUAAGAAAAUUACAAAAUGGCGAAAAAAGGUGGUGUUCAGCAAUUACAAACUGAAAUUAAUACAAACGAUGAAUUGGCAAAGUUUUUGGAUCGAGAUGGACUAAUCGUUCUAGAUGUAUUUACCGAAUGGUGUGGUCCGUGUUUGGCAAUGGUUGGAAGUUUGAAGAAAAUCAAACUUGAACAAGGCGGUGAUGACCUACAUUUGGCGGUGGUAAAAUGCGAUAAAAUCGAUGUAUUUGAACGUUUCCGUAAUAAAAGUGAACCAACAUGGCUCUUGGCCUCAAAAGGAAAAUUGGUGAAUUGUGCUUUUGGUGCGAAUGUUCCCCAUCUAAUUGAAUUGAUACUAAAAGAAUUGGAUACAGAGCGUCGAAUUCGGUCCGAUCCACAAAGCUCCGAUCGAAUUUACUAUGAACUCAAUGAAAUGACGCCAACUGAACGUGAACGAUACGAUGCAGCACAAAAAAUUGAAGAAGAUAAUGAGCGCAUCGAAAAAGAGUCGGCACAACGUCGACGUAUUGAUUAUAUAACAUUUGUUACCGAUUCAAUUAUGGAAAAUUCGAGUGAUAUGGGUGUAACGGUUUUAAUGCCACAUAUAAUUAGUCGUGAUUUAUUAAAGCGUCUAUCGGAUCCAGCCGACAAAUGUCAAUUAGUGGCAAAAGACAAAAAAACGGUGCAGAUCUUACGCGAACACAUCGAUACGCUGGACCUCUGUGCAACAGAUUCAAUGCCUCAGCAGCUAUUGGAUCAUAUUAUAAACCGUGAUGUGUUUGUAGUUUGUUGGAAAGUGACUGACACCAAUAUUGAUAUCGCCGAGAAAAGUGUCGAAGAUUACUUGGGUUCUUUUGCGCAUUUGGUGUGGAAUGAAGAACAGACAACGUAUGGCAAUGUUUCGAUACUUAAAGCACUUUCUGUGGUCAUUGAAACGGAAAUAAAUGACGACGAUGAUGAAAUGAACGAAGAUAACGAUGAAACGGAACAAGUAAAACCCAUUGAAGAAGUGAAAGGAACCAACAAACAAGAAACGAAUGAAGAUGAAAAAGAAGGUAAUGAUGACAAGGGUGAAAUAGAUCAAAGUGAAAGUACAACCGAUGGACAAGACCAGUCACAAACAAACAAAUCUGAAGAAAAUCACACGGAAACGGAACGAAAUACACAAAGUACACCAUCCGAAGAUACGGAUGUGUCUGGAAUGAAAUCGAAAGCAGGAAGUAGAUGCAGCGAAAGAUCUACACCAAUUUCACGUUUUGCAUCAUAUUUCAAAGCUAAACGACGUAAAGAAAUAAAAAUUCCACCAAUUUGGACACCGACCGAGAAACGCGCAAAUGCCGCCCUCAUUUAUUUAUACUUUCGUUCGAUGACAGAGUUAUAUUUACCACCAGAUCCUCCAGUUGAAAGACCCCAUUUGGCCAUAAGAAAAAGAUUAAUUAAAAAAAUUCCAUUCAGACUCUUGACAGAAGCAAAAAAAAUCUUCACGGCAACUGGAGUACCGAAACAAGUAACAACGUGUUUCAACGAUAUAACGAAACAGUUGAGGGUGGAAUACAAAAGAGGCUAUUCUGAUGAUGAACACACUUUUAUGUUGGUAUCAAUUUGCCUAAGACGAUUACAAAGUUUUGAAAUGCACUUGAAAGAAGUGUUGGCCGCUAAUGAAAAGGGUGCAAUUGCGGACACGUCCAAUCUAAUGGCACUCGCGACGCAUAUUGUGAACGUUAAACCAAUUAAUAGUGGUGAUAGCCUCGAUCAACACAAGGUAAUGGUAUUGCUGUCGGAGAUAGUCUACAGAUUGUAUGUGUAUACUCGUGUAUUGAGUGCCUCGAAAAUGAAGAUGCCACAUGACUUAACAGAGUUCUGUACAUUUUUUGAAAAGAAAUAAACGAAAUAACUGCAUUUGAUUUUUCAAUGCACAACUUCAUUCCAGAUACAAUUUAUCACGAACGUUUAUCUUAAGUGCAUUUUUAAUUAGAUAAAUGUAUGAAUUCUGUUUCUCUUUAAACUAUAAUCAUUGAAUAAAUGAAUCACUUUGUCAAAUCAAAAA